AUGGCCUCGACCAACGGGAUUCUCAGUCCCCCCACUCAACCGCAUUUAGACAUUGCACUAUCAGCGAAACGAAAACGCGACGAUAACAUUGAUCAGCCCGCUCUCAUAAAUGGCAUCACUAACGAAUCCAAAAUCGCAAUUACAGAGGAACCAGCGACGAUAGAUACACAAGAACUUGUCCAGGAUUUGAUUGAUGUACUGAAAAGUCAUGACCCUUCGCCCUCGAUCUUAACACGAACCCUUCCCGAACCAACCCCAUCGGUUGAACCCCAAGCCAAGAGACAAAAGUCAGAUGGCCCGACUGACUCGCCAACUAUUCUCUCACGCGCGUCGGCAAAUAAAUAUCUCACUAUUGAUGAGGUUCUCAAAGAUAUUGAUACUGCGGCAUCCGACAUUAUCGAGAGGCUACAGUUAUCCAAUGGCGCGAAUCGCAACCAAUAUAUACCUGUUCCCGCUGGACAGUCGGAACUAUCUGCCAAGAUUUUGGCCUUCAAGAAGAAAGCUCAUGAGCUUGUGCGCAGAGAAAAGGCCAACAUAGGACUACAAGCAAAGGCACACAGCAACCAAGUGACCAAUUCUAGCAGUUAUUUGGGAAACAGGAAUUUUGGAUCCAAUGCUAAUGCGCCAGUCACUGCUACAUCGGAAGACAGCAAAGUGGUUCUUACACUCUACGGCAACGCACCGCAACCGAAACAACUUUUCUCUAGCUUACAGAUUCCAAUAAAUGUUGAUGGAGAGUCAAUUUCUCAGCCUCUCCGCGAAGCUGGCCUACCGAAUGGGAUUACAACUACAAAAAUUGUUCCCAUGCAGCCCACGAGCUUGGUUGAUGAUAAGAAACGUUCCCAGACUCUAGGGGAGCUAUUCCCAACACCUCCAAACAUUCAUCCCUUAAAACCUCCCAAGCUUUCCAAGAGCCCAUUGCCGACAUCAAUCGAAGGAUGGCACCAGCCAUUGGUUGCCGAUCCACGAAGCAAUAUCUAUUCGAAGCAACCAGUUACCACUGGACAAUGGCUUGAUUAUAGCAAUACCUCAUCGCUCAGUCCAGAACGAAAACGCAUUAGAGUCGCAACCUCUAACGAAGAUGUUGAAGCGGAGCUUGACUCGAACGAAGUUGAUGCUGCCAAGUUGGAUGCUUUGUUUCGGAGUGCAUAUUCAGGAUUUGCGCCAACCAAGGAUGAUUCAAAGGCUAUCGCCCCGGAAAAUGUCUUGAACAAGAUCUGGUGGCAACGUGUAGGUGAAAAGCGAUGGGGAGAUAUAGUUGGAAAGGCUGAGGGGCUGAGCGAUGGCUAUCCCACAGAACCAAGUACUGAUAGCUUAGCUUUCACCGAUGCGGAAAUGGAAGAACUUGAGCAAGCAGUGAAAGAAUCUCCCGAUGCCUCAAUUGAUCCUAACUUGAUGUCUACCGAACUAAAGGUGGAAAAGACCGCAGAAGAAAAGGAUGUUGAGGAAAUACUGCAGGAUAUCUCGGAAUUGCUAGAGACACUCAACUCAUACCAAAGGAAUCGGCAUAUGUCUAACGCUAUGGGGCGUGCUGUUGGCGUGUUUGGAGCAUCUGAAACCACAUUCAUGGGAACCCCUGCAAAGCCCGGUGAUUCGGAAGUGUCUACAUAUGAGAUCCUCAAAUCACAGUUGGCAGUGAUGGUUGCUAUGUUACCGCCAUAUGCUGUUGCGAAGUUGAAUUCCGACCAAUUGGGCUGGAACUCAGCAUCAGUACCAAAAUGGAAGUUCCGUAUGACCGAAUCAAAAAAGGUGUCAUGGAGGAAGACGAGAUGUCAGCUCGUGCAAAAGUGGCGGCCAAUGAGUGCAGCGUCAAAUACACGCCCCACUACUAGCUCUUCCUUACACAGAAGCUCUUCUUCUGCUGCACUUUACGGCAAUCAGUACUCGUCAUCGCGACCAGCUCCAGCUCCUACUGGACAACAUUACGCUACUGUCCAAACCCCGAUCAGACCGCCGCCAAGUAAUUUGCAGCGUCCGCCUGCUACCGCACCUGUGCCUACUUCCUACAACCAGCGUGCACCAUCGGCUCCAUCUUAUCGUCCAGCGGCUUAUCCAGGAGCUGCCUACCCGCAUCAGUUCAGAACGCCGGGCCCGGCGGUACCGCAAUAUGCUCAAGCAAACGGCCAACAGCAACAGUAUCAACACAAUACGCCCGCUGCUUCCUAUACACGCCCUCCAACUCAACCAUACCAAAACAUUCCACAGUCUACGCCUCAAGCGGUGCGAUAUCCAAGUCAACCAUCAUAUGCUGCCCAGCAACAGCCAAUUCAAAAUGGUGCCGCGUAUCCUCAAGCUUACGGGAAUGGAGCACAUGUUGGCCGACAGAGCUCGCCUCAAAAACCUGUGUAUAAUCAGGCAAACCAUCUUUCUCAAUCUCAGGUCCGCCCUCCAUACUCAACACCUGCACCGCCCAUUCUACCACCAAAUGCCACGAGACACAUGCAAGGUCCAUUAGCUCAACCACCUGUCAUGAACGGCUCCUCCCAAUCACCUCAGCCUCAACCUCAGCCUCAGCCUCAGCCUCAACCGGCUUUGCCACCGCAACCACAUCACCAAAACUCCUACAGCAACAUGAGUACCUUCUUGACUUCAGGCGAGCAACAGACUAUAAUUGACCGUCAGCGGGCACAAAUUGUUCAACAACAGGGGACGCAACAUCAAGCCAGAAACUCCGCUCAAGCAGGUGCUCUAGGAUCACCACAGCCACAAAUCAAUGCUAACAGUGCCGUUGCGGCAGGUUUAUGA
Sclerotinia sclerotiorum 1980 UF-70 is the source of this 2745-nucleotide messenger RNA. RefSeq lists its product as hypothetical. Bases 1 to 2745 code for a protein of 914 amino acids. The record is from RefSeq and is a predicted model, not a curated record. Lineage: Eukaryota; Fungi; Ascomycota; Leotiomycetes; Helotiales; Sclerotiniaceae. The transcript is spliced from 2 exons.